CUUUCUCUCUCUACAAUUUUGUUUUAUGAUUAUAUUUUUAAAAUAAUAUUUGUAGAGUAGUAUAAUAGGAAGAAAAGAAAAGAUGGGAGCUUUGUUUUGUUAUGGCCGUUUGUGAAUUCUCUCAAAGGCACAAACAAAGUCUUCUCUUUCACACCUUUCAAUCUCAAGAAAAACAUGGGAAGAAGAAUCUAGGGUUUGACAACACCAAGUCCAACAAGGUCUGGUUUUUUUGUUUUUGGUAUUUAGUCCUUUGUUUUCUCCUAGUGAAAUAGUUGUUCCUGCUUUCAUCCUUGUCUGUCUUUCUUUUUCUUUCUUUCUUUGUUUUAGUCAGUUUUUACAGGCCCUGUUAAAUCUGAUCUUCUUCGCCUUCUCUGUUUGAGAAAAGGAAAAAAAAUGGCCUUUUAAGCUAAAUUUUGUUCAAAUUCUGUUGAAAGAGUCCUUUUUGGGUCUUUGGGUGAUCUGAAAAUUGAAUUUUGAGGAUGGCCCUACUUUUUUUCUUAAAGAUCUAAUAUUUUAGUAAACUUAGCUGUUUCUAUGGUAUUUUUUGCUUUAGGUAAUUUGGGUUUGGGGAAUUAGUUUUUUUUUUUUUUUUUGGGUUUGGGAGUACCAUGGAGGAGGUUGAGGAUGCUAACAAGGCAGCAGUAGAGAGCUGCCAUAGAGUUUUGAGUAUUUUGUCUCAGCCUCAGGAUCAGGUUCACUAUAGAAAUUUAAUGGCUGAAACUGGGGAGGCUGUUUUUAGGUUCAAAAGAGUAGUUUCUCUUUUAAACGCUGGUUUGGGACAUGCACGAGUGAGGAAGCUAAGGAAAUUACAAACACCUUUUCCUCAGAGCAUCCUUUUGGAUAAUCCACACCAUACGGCAACUGAUUAUCCAUCCAAGAAUAUGCAGCUUGGUUACCAUGAAAGCUCAGUUCAGGAAUUGAGUUCACAUGCUAAAACUUCUCUCUAUUUAGGAAACCCAUCUUUGGAACUGAGUUCAAAUGGGAAAAACCCUCUUCAAGUUGCGCAACAAGGGCCAUCCGGGCACUACCUGUAUCUCCAACAGCAGCAGCUGCAACAAAGGUUACAGCUCCAACAGCAGCAGCAGCAGCAACAGCAACAACAACAGCAGCAAAUGAAACAUCAAGCUGAAAUGAUGUUUAGGAAGCGUAAUAGUGGCAUUAACUUGAAUUUUGAUAGCUCUAGUUGCACACCUACCAGGUCAUCGACUAGGUCAUUCAUUUCUUCCUUGAGUAUAGAUGGUAGUGUAGCUAACUUGGAUGGUGGGAGUGCCUUCCAUUUAAUUGGGGCGCCUCGAUCCUCAGAUCAGGGUUCCCAACCGAAGAAGAAGUGUUCUGCUAGGGGAGAAGAUGGGAGUGUCAAAUGUGGAAGUAGUGGUAGAUGCCACUGCUCGAAAAAGAGGAAACAUAGAGUAAAGAGAUCAAUCAAGGUGCCUGCUAUCAGUAGCAAGCUUGCUGAUAUUCCUCCUGAUGAUUAUUCAUGGAGGAAAUAUGGGCAGAAGCCAAUCAAGGGUUCUCCUCACCCUAGGGGAUAUUAUAAAUGUAGCAGCAUGAGAGGUUGCCCUGCAAGGAAACAUGUGGAGAGGUGCUUGGAAGAGCCAUCCAUGCUUAUUGUUACCUAUGAAGGUGAGCAUAACCACCCAAGGUUACCCUCACAAUCAACAACAUAGAUCUCACUGGAAACUUUUGUAAGAUCGCUUCAAGCCUUUGGAUGUUCAAUCAGUUACCAUUUUAAUGGUUGGCUUGACUUGCUCCUGUACAUAUUUUGCAUGGUUAAAGCAUGGGAUAUAUCGGAGCAGUUUGUUUUUGUUUUUCUUUCUCCUUUUUUAGGCUUAGGAGGGUUGGCUUUCCAAGCCUUUUUAACAAUUUGGCAGCCGGCAUUAAGCCUAGUGCUGGACCAAAAGAAAUUGUAGAAUUGGGGUUUAAACUGUAAGAACUCUUCCAUCUUUCAUGGCAAUCAAUGCUUGAAAGGAGUUGAACCUUUUGAUGUGAAUGAAAUGCCAUCAGUGCUGCCCAAGGUGGUGUUGGUAUUGGA
Molecule: messenger RNA, 2032 nt
Organism: Theobroma cacao (cacao)
Lineage: Eukaryota; Viridiplantae; Streptophyta; Magnoliopsida; Malvales; Malvaceae
Gene: WRKY21
Product: WRKY DNA-binding protein 21
Biological process (GO): regulation of DNA-templated transcription
Molecular function (GO): sequence-specific DNA binding; DNA-binding transcription factor activity
Source: RefSeq, a predicted model, not a curated record